AUGACAACUAUUUUAUUUGCUGCUAUUCCUAGGCAGGAGCGGGUCCGGCAGCUGCUAAAGCCAUCACCGGAGACUAUCCUGAACGACAGCCUCUCCCUCUCGAUGUGGUUUGCUGCUCGUGGCAGGGGCCGUCUUAUCUGCUCCGGUGAAUGCGACCUCAACGUCCUACCCGAGCUCUACACGUCUCCGAGCUGGCUGUGUAGGAAAGACCACCUCACACCCAACCCACGCGCCCUCAUUCUCAGCAGUCAACGAUCCACACUGCGAUUCGUUGCCUGCUGUCAGCAAGCACAAUCUUCAACCCUCUGA
Molecule: messenger RNA, 309 nt
Organism: Mesocestoides corti
Lineage: Eukaryota; Metazoa; Platyhelminthes; Cestoda; Cyclophyllidea; Mesocestoididae
Source: the annotation of a GenBank genome assembly